GGAGGCGGACAUGAACAAGACCAAAAUGUAAGCUAUCUCCGUCACUCUCAAAACCAACAACAAGUUUCCCGUUUUCGUGUGGAUAAGGUCGUAAUCGCAAAGCCGAUCCGCACAGAUUACCUAAAAAGGACUAGUGGAGCCAUCGCACAACUCCCACACUGAAUAAUCCGCCAUCGCUAAAUUAAUCUCGCUCAACAUCGACGUCGACAACUGAACACUCCGACACCCCCCCCCUUCGCGACGAAUCUAUCACCCAGCUCGACCCUUGUUUCCUCGUCGGACUGAAUUCUCGCAAAAAUGGCGACCGAGUUGACCGUCCAGUCGGAGCGUGCGUUCCAGAAGCAGCCUCACAUCUUCCUUAACCCCAAGACCAAGGCAAAGAGCAAGAAGGUCGGCCAGGGUCGGAGAUGGUACAAGGACGUUGGUCUGGGUUUCCGUACCCCCAAGAAUGCCAUUGAGGGUGGCUACAUCGACAAGAAGUGCCCCUUCACUGGUAUGGUCUCCAUCCGUGGCCGUAUCCUGACCGGCCGUGUCGUCUCCACCAAGAUGCACCGUACCAUCGUCAUCCGCCGUGAAUACCUCCACUACGUUCCCAAGUACAACCGUUACGAGAAGAGACACAAGAACCUCGCUGCUCACGUCUCUCCCGCUUUCCGUGUUGAGGAAGGUGACUGGGUCACUGUUGGCCAGUGCCGUCCUCUCUCCAAGACUGUCCGCUUCAACGUCCUCCGUGUUCUGCCCCGUACCGGCAAGGCCGUUAAGGCUUUCAGCAAGUUCUAAGCGUGUCGACGAUGGGAGGGUGUUCUCGAGAGAAAAAUAAACCUAGGGCAGCGGCGUGAAUGGAUUCAAGCGAAACAGUUUGACGGGUUGGGAUUGUUUUACGAUUUCAUGUCCCAGAAUUCAACCGUACAGCAAACUAGGGAAAAUGGGAUUGGCAUGCUUAAUAGUUGGGGAAUUCAAAGUUUUAACGAUUCACUCUGGUUUCCACUUCUUUUCCAAGUACUUGGUUGAUAC
Messenger RNA from Aspergillus ochraceoroseus IBT 24754, 1014 nucleotides. RefSeq names its product 40S ribosomal protein uS17. The transcript is spliced from 5 exons. Gene Ontology annotation, biological process: translation. The record is from RefSeq and is a predicted model, not a curated record. Gene Ontology annotation, molecular function: structural constituent of ribosome. Lineage: Eukaryota; Fungi; Ascomycota; Eurotiomycetes; Eurotiales; Aspergillaceae. The coding region runs from base 298 to 780 and encodes 160 amino acids. Gene Ontology annotation, cellular component: ribosome; cytosolic small ribosomal subunit.